CUUGAACUUUCUUCACCAGAUAAUACACAACCACAGGCACAGACACCACCUUUACUGAAGCAAUCUGGGUUCACAUUUCCAAAAUGCCCGUCGACUACAGUAAAUGGGACGCACUCGAACUGAGCGACGACUCAGAUAUCGAGGUCCACCCCAAUGUCGACAAACGAUCUUUUAUUCGAGCAAAGCAGAAUCAAAUCCACCAGCAACGCUUCGAACGCAAGCAUAAAAUCGAGACGUACAAGUACGAGCGGAUCAUCAAUGAUGGACUACUCCAACGCAUCACUGCCCUGCUUGCUGCAUUGGAAUCUCACAGCGCGGAAGCAGAGAAGAGAAGUCCAGAUGAGCUUGUCUUCCAAGCAAUGAUGGAAUCGGCGGGAGGCCUAGACGACCACCCUCCUCCUCGACCGGCUGGCGUCCAUACCCAGGAGAAGGAGUUGCCCACCUAUUCCAAAAUGAUGGCUACAUUGAUCGAUCAAGUUAAAAGUAAGGUGGAAGAGGAUAAGGCCGAGAAUCGUUUCGAGGCUUAUGUUGCGGAAAUCAAGGUACAUCAAUCAAAGGUUGAGGAUUUGCAAAAACAGUUGUUGGAACAACUCAACGAACUGGAACGAGAGGAGGGCAAGAAGAUUACUAGUGAGAGUAUACAUACUGGUUUCGAUAGCUCCUAUAUCACAAAAUCCGACAAGAAACCCACGCCGGAACCGAAGAAGACGACGAAAAAGAAGGUCCAGGCUGUUGAGGUUCUGAACCCGCAAGCCCUUAACAAAGAUUCCCUGGAGCCAGAGGACAGCCGACAAUCUUCUGGUGCAGAGGCAGACGUUGAUGAGCCGGAAGCUAAUAACAAUGAUGACGACGAUGAUGACGCCGAGGUAGAAGCUUCAGAGAUUGGAAAGCAGUUCGCAAAGAUCAAGAUGGGAGACUAUCGAGCAUGCAUGCAGUUUAUCUCGGAACACCCGCAGGUAGUUGCCGAGAAGGAGACUGACGGAUUAUUGGUUCUCGCAUUUAAUGCAGCGCUCGACGGCAAGGAUGACUACGCUCGACAAUGUGUACACCAGGGCUUACUCCUCCAAUACUGCAGAGCGCUGGGUCGUGAUGGAGUAGGUUUGUUCUUCAAACGUAUCACUACACCCGGCCACCAGGCUCAGAAGGUCUUUUUCGAUGAUGUACAAUCUACGUAUCAACGGAUUAAGUCGAGGACCAAGGAGAUCCAAAAGCAACGGGCCCAGGAGGAAGCUGAUGGCACCGGCGGAGUGGAGCAGAUCCAGCUGCAUGCUGUCGAUCCCGGAACUACAAUCAACAUCAAGAUACCCCCCGAGAACAGUGAAGACCCCGAGGAGAUCAAGGCUAGGGAAUUGUUCAAUGCUUUCCCUCCCGGUUUGCAGAGAGCCUUAGAGAGUGGAAGUUUGGAUGAGGUUAACAAGGUAUUGGGUAAGAUGAGCGUGGAAGAGGCCGAGGAAGUCGUUGGCCAAUUGGGCGAGAGCGGCAUGCUUUCUCUUGAAGAGCAGAUAAUCGACGCCACGACAAAGGAAGGCCAGGCUGCACUGAAGGAAUUCGAGCAGCAGGAGAAAGUAGCAGCACGAGAGGCAGAAGAAUUGUCGGCCAAGUAUGCCGAUGAGCCUGAGUAAUUUGGUUCAGACAUGCAAUCGAAGCAAUGUGCCGUUGAUAGUUAGUAUUCGGCCGUCAACGUACGAGGUUAGGGGCGUAGUCGGCAUCAAGUAUAAAUUAGCAUCAAAAGUCAUUGCAAUCACCUUUAAGAAAGCAU
Messenger RNA from Amorphotheca resinae ATCC 22711, 1759 nucleotides. RefSeq lists its product as hypothetical. The coding region runs from base 84 to 1622 and encodes 512 amino acids. Gene Ontology annotation, molecular function: protein kinase binding; protein-folding chaperone binding; heat shock protein binding. The record is from RefSeq and is a predicted model, not a curated record. Gene Ontology annotation, cellular component: cytoplasm. The transcript has 3 exons. Gene Ontology annotation, biological process: protein folding; protein stabilization. Lineage: Eukaryota; Fungi; Ascomycota; Leotiomycetes; Helotiales; Amorphothecaceae.